Tarenaya hassleriana is the source of this 3626-nucleotide messenger RNA. RefSeq names its product formin-like protein 1. Lineage: Eukaryota; Viridiplantae; Streptophyta; Magnoliopsida; Brassicales; Cleomaceae. Gene Ontology annotation, molecular function: actin filament binding. The coding region runs from base 232 to 3471 and encodes 1079 amino acids. The record is from RefSeq and is a predicted model, not a curated record. The transcript has 4 exons. Gene Ontology annotation, biological process: actin cytoskeleton organization; actin nucleation.
AAAAAAAAAAUAAUAAUAAGAGAAAGCGAAGAUCUACCAUCACUCGCAGAAUCUUAAGCUGAAUCCACCAUCCUUCAAAAGUUUUCUCGCCUGUUCUCAGUGCAUUUUCUCGGCAAAAAUUCCAGGAUAGAAAAUGCGAUCGUGAGUGAUAAAAAAGGAAACGAUAACGAAGAUCAGAUAUCUGACUGUGAGUGGAAAGUGAAUUGAAGAAGAAGAGGACGAACUCACACAAUGCUCAGUUCCUUCUUCUUCUUAUUGAACUUUUUCUCCUUCUCUGAUCCGGUGCUCGCCGGAGGCCGCCGCGUCCUCCACCAGCCCUUUUUCCCCGUCGACUCUCCGCCGCCGUCUCCUGUUCCGAAGAUCCCGUUUUCCACUACUACUUUCCCAUCAAACCCUGACGGCUCGCCGUUCUUCCCCUCGUACCCUUCGCUCCCUCCGCCUCCAUCUCCGGCCCCCUUCGCAUCCUUCCCCGCCAACAUCACCUCUCUCACCCUUCCUCACGCGCCUAAAUCACAGCGUAAUUCUCGGAAGCUCGUGAUCGUCGUCAUCUCCUCCGUGAUUUCCGCCGCCACCGUCGCCGGAAUUCUCGCGUUGCUCUUCUGGCGAAGGAGAGGGCAGAACCGUAAUUUUACCGAUGAUAGCAAGACGUAUACCUCCGACAGCAGCCACCGAGUGUACCCGCCGCCGGCUCCUCCUCCGCCGCGUCGCAAUGCUCAGGCUAGGAAUAGUAAGCUUCGAGCGGAAUCGAUGAACACAAGCUCCGAGUUUCCUUACCUGGGAACUUUGGCGAAUUCGAGAGCAGUGGAGGAUCAAUCACCGGGCAGUAAUCGGAGCAAUGUCGGUUCGAUCUCGAGGAAACUGGAAUCUCCUGAUCUUCAGCCUCUUCCACCGCUCGUGAAACAGAGUUUCCGACUCAAUCCGGAUGUGGGUUCCAUCGGAGAAGAGGAAGAGGAAGAAUUCUAUUCUCCGAGAGGGUCUGCGAGUGGUCGCGAGACCUUGAGCCGAGUCGGAUCCGAGUCCCGGAGCGCGUUCGCGUCGGUUCCUGAACAGAAACCUACAUCGAACUCAUCGUCAAGCUCGGCUUCACUGGCGAGAUCGGUUUUUAUCAGUAUCUCUCCGCCGAAGAGCCCGCGUCAUCGGAGAUCGGAAUCGAAUCCUACGGAGACCACCGCACCGGAGCCGUUGCAGAAAUCUCCGGGGAGCUUUGAGUCAUCUCCGGCGAAGAACUCGCAGAUUUUAGUUGUCCGAUUCACGCGGUCACCGUCUCUGUCUCUGGCUUCGGUUUCGCCGGAGCUUGAACCAGUGAAGAAAUCCGAUGGAAAUUUGGCUCAAAUCGAUAGAUCUCCGACAGUUUCAUCCGCCGCAACUUCACCAGACAGAUCAAUCGACAAAAACACAGAUGAAUCUCCCCGUGGUUUCCACGAUUCCGACCGAAAUAUUCAAUCUCCGACGUUGUCCUCUACUUCCACGUCGCCAGAGAGACAACGGAAUGAAGCCCAGGAAGCUUACGCGCGAUUUCCUUCGCAUUCCUCUGCUUCUACAUCACCAGAUAAAAAUUUCCAGAAAUCUCCGGAGGCAUCCCCGGGUUUUGUGAACAAUCUCCGGCAAGGCUUGAAAUCUCAGUUACUCUCUUCCGCUUCCACUUUGCCAGAACAAAGUUUCAUGAAAAAUUCAAAAGCACAGCGUUCUCCUUCACUGUCUUCUCCUUCCUCCGUUUGUUCUUCACCGGAAAGAGAUGCUCACAAAUCACCAGUUGGGUCUCCGGCAUUUUCCGGUCGGAACUCACAGUCUCCGUCGUCGUCGUCAUCACCGCCAUCUUCUCCGGAGCGAGGUUUCAGCCAUAGCCAAGAUGCAUCUCCGAGGAUCUCGAACACUUCAGCAAAAAUUCUAGAAUCUCCGGCGCCAAAACCACCGGCUUUUGAAGCUCCACAGGCGCCGUCACCCCCACCGCCACCGCCACCACCUCCUCCGCCGUUUCCAUCAUGGGCUCGCCGGAAUCUGGCAACCCAUCCGGAGCAGCCGAUCUCCCGUCAACCACCGCCUCUUAAUCCGCCAUCACGGAUCCAAAACCAAAACGUAUCAAUGACUUCUCCGAAUAAGCUGCCAGAGAAUUUCUCUGCAAGUGAAUCCGUCGAGGAAUCUCCUAAACCGAAGCUGAAGGCUUUGCAUUGGGAUAAAGUUAGAGCAAGUUCCGACCGUGAGAUGGUCUGGGAUCAUCUUCGAUCAAGCUCUUUCAAAUUAAACGAGGAGAUGAUCGAAACAUUGUUUAUGGCAAAGACACCAGACCCGAAAACAAAUCAGAUAACUCCAAGAUCUGUUCUUCCUCCCCUGAACCAAGAGAACAGAGUUCUGGACCCUAAGAAGGCUCAGAACAUUGCAAUCCUUCUUCGGGCACUUAACGUCACAAUAGAAGAAGUUUGUGAAACUCUUCUUGAAGGCAAUGCUGACACUCUCGGGGCCGAGCUUCUUGAGAGUUUGCUGAAAAUGGAACCGACAAAAGAGGAAGAACGCAAAUUGAAGGAGUAUAAGGACAAAUCGCCCAUCAAACUUGGCCUUGCUGAGAAAUUUCUCAAGGCAGUACUUGAAGUGCCUUUCGCUUUCAAGAGGGUUGAAGCAAUGCUUUACAUAGCUAACUUUGAUUCCGAGAUUGAAUACCUGAAAACAUCUUUCGAGACUCUCAAGGCUGCUUGUGAGGAGCUGAGAAACAGCAGGAUGUUUUUGAAGCUUCUAGAAGCAGUCCUCAAGACUGGAAACAGAAUGAACAUCGGGACAAACCGGGGUGAUGCCCAUGCAUUCAAGCUCGACACUCUCCUCAAGCUAGUGGACAUCAAAGGCGCAGACAGGAAAACAACUCUCUUGCAUUUCGUGGUUCAGGAGAUAAUCCGGACAGAAGGAACUCGAAUAUCGGGUACUAGCCAGACCGAUGACAGUAAAUGCAGGAAGCUAGGCCUGAAUGUUGUGUCUGGUCUCGGAUCAGAGCUCAACAACGUCAAGAAAGCCGCUUCAAUGGACUCGGAAGUACUAAGCAGUGAACUCUCCAAGCUCUGUAAUGGCAUCUCCAAGAUCAACAAGGCUAUCCAGACAGUGAACUCACACCAAAGCGACCGGAGAUUCUCGGAAUCUAUGAAAAGAUUCCUGAAAAGGGCAGAGGAGGAGAUCAUAAGGGUACAAGCCCAAGAAAGGGUAGCACUCUCUUUAGUAAAAGAGAUAACAGAGUACUUCCAUGGGAAUUCGGCGAAAGAAGAAGCUCACCCGUUUAGGAUAUUCAUGGUGGUAAGAGACUUCUUGGGGAUUCUGGACAGAGUAUGCAGAGAGAUUGGGAUGAUAAAUGAAAGAAUCACCAUUAGUUCUGGUAAUAAGUUUCCAGUUCCAGCUAAUCCCAUGUUGCCACUGCCACUUCCUGGGCUCCAUGGACGAGGGCAAUGUAGUUCAUCGUCUUCCUCGGACCAAGAGCAGACCUCAUCUCCUUAGCUUUUUUUUUUUUUAAACUUAAGGAGGACUGAGUUGGAUCAGCUGUUUUGUUUUGGUUCUGUGUUCUGUCUGUGCACAAGGGUUUUGUACAAAGUUUCCAGUGAUGGCUAUAUAUAUACAUAGAGAGAGAGAGAGAAAAGGAUGUCAAAACUUUA